AUGACGAGCAAAAAUGAGGCUAUGGACGAACUGCUGAAGCCAAUGUACAAAGGGAAAGCGUUGACAGACCCAAUCAACACGGCAAAAGACAAGUGGAAUUUGGUGCCGGCAUUCUUGAAAGUGAAGGGACUCGUGAAGCAGCACUUGGACUCGUACAACUACUUCGUGGACGUGGACUUGAAGAAAAUCGUCAAGGCAAACGAGAUGGUGGUGUCGGACGUGGACCCGAGCUUCUACCUGAAGUACCUGGACAUCCGGGUGGGAUACAAGAGCAACGGGGACCGGGAGAAGCCGGAGGUGGUGCUGCCGCCGCACGAGUGCCGGCUCCGGGACCUGACGUACAGUGCUCCGAUCUACGUGGACGUGGAGUACACGCGGGGGCGGAAGAUCAUCAUCCACCGGGACUUGGAGAUCGGCCGGAUGCCCAUCAUGCUCCGGUCGAACAAGUGCAUCUUGCACGGGCGCAGCGAGGCGGAGAUGGCGUACCUGAACGAGUGCCCGUUGGACCCGGGCGGGUACUUUGUGGUGAACGGCACGGAGAAGGUGAUCUUGGUCCAGGAGCAGUUGAGUAAGAACCGGAUUAUCGUGGAGACGGACCGCAAAAAGGGCAUCGUGCAGGCGUCGGUGACGUCGUCGACGCACGAGCGCAAGUCCAAGACGUACGUGGUGGCCAAGAAGGGCCGGAUCUACCUGAAGCACAACUCGAUCAGCGAGGAGGUGCCGAUCGUGGUGGUUUUGAAGGCGGCGGGCGUGGUGAGCGACAUGGAGAUCAUGCAGCUGGUGUGCGGGGACGACUCGGCGUACCAGGACCUGUUCGCGGAGAACUUCGAGGCGGCGUCGCGGCUCGGGGUGUUCACGCAGCGGCAGGCGUUGGAGUUCAUCGGGCGGCGGGUGAAGACCGUGCGGCGGAUGAAUGCCCCGCGGUUGAGUGUGCUCCAGGAGGGGCUCGAGGCCGUGGCCACGACGAUCUGUGCCCACCUGACAGUGGCGCGGCGGGACUUCCGGCAGAAGGCCGUGUACAUCGCUACGAUGACCCGGCGGGUGGUGAUGGCGAUGCAGAACCCGAAGCUCGUGGAUGACAGGGACUACGCGGGCAACAAGAGGCUCGAGUUGGCCGGCCAGUUGCUCUCGUUGCUGUUCGAGGACCUCUUCAAGAAGUUCAACAACGACUUCAAGGCCAACUUGGACAAGAUUUUGCGGCGGCCGAGCCGGGCGUCCGAGUUCGACGCCUUGCUGCACAUCAACAUCCACUCCAACAACGUCACCAUGGGGCUCAACCGGGCCAUCUCGACGGGCAACUGGUCCUUGAAGCGGUUCAAGAUGGAGCGGGCCGGCGUGACCCACGUGUUGAGCCGGCUCUCGUACAUUGCAGCGUUGGGCAUGAUGACCCGGAUCAGCUCGCAGUUCGAGAAGUCGCGGAAAGUCAGCGGGCCGAGGUCCUUGCAGCCCUCGCAGUUCGGCAUGUUGUGCCCCGCGGACACGCCCGAAGGUGCAUCGUGCGGCUUGGUGAAGAACUUGGCCCUCAUGACGCACAUCACCACGGACAGCGAGGAGGAGCCGAUCCGCCGGGCCUGCUUCAUGCUCGGGGCCCAGGACAUCGGCCAGGCGGACUCCCGAGCCCUCCACGCCCGCGGCAGCUUCGGCAUCUACCUCAACGGCACCAUGAUCGCCGUCACCCGGUACCCGGGGGCCUUCGUGCGCCGUUUCCGGCUGCUGCGUCGCUCCGGGCGGCUCGACGCCUUCGUGUCCAUCCACACCGACUUGCAGCAGGCUGCCGUGCACCUGGCCUCCGACGGCGGUCGAAUCUGCCGGCCCCUGAUCAUCGUCGACCGCGGUGUGUCCCGGGUGACCGCCCGGCACCUCGCCUUGCUCCGAGACGGCCGCUGGGGCUUCGACGAUUUCCUCCGCCGCGGCCUCGUCGAGUACCUCGACGUCAACGAGGAGAACGACGCCCUCAUCGCGUUGUACGAGCGGGACAUCGGCCAGCUCACCACGCACCUCGAGAUCGAGCCGUUCACCGUCUUGGGGGCAGUCGCAGGCCUCAUCCCGUACCCUCACCACAACCAAUCGCCCCGGAACACGUACCAGUGUGCCAUGGGCAAGCAGGCCAUCGGGGCCAUCGCGUACAACCAGUUCCGGCGUAUCGACACGCUCCUCUACUUGCUCUGCUACCCGGAGCAGCCGCUGGUUCGAACCCGGACCAUAGAGCUUGUCAAGUACAAUCGGCUGCCGGCAGGCCACAAUGCCACCGUGGCCGUGAUGUCGUACUCGGGUUACGAUAUUGAGGACGCGUUGCUGUUGAACCGGGCGUCGAUCGACCGCGGGUUCGGACGCUGCCAGACGUUGCGGAAGAACACCGCCUUGUUGAAGCGGUACCCGAACCACACCAAGGACAUUGUGGGGGGAAUGCGGUUGGACGGUUCCGGCCGGCCGAUCUACCAGCAUUCGGCAUUGGGGGGAGACGGGUUGGCGGAGGUGGGGUCGAUGGUGCAGAGUGGGCAGGUGAUAGUGAACAAAUGCGUUCCGACCGGGCCGACGGGGCCAGGAGGACCAAGUGGAGGUGGAAAUUCCACCAAUCCGAGCGGGCGAGGCCCAGGAGGAGGUAGAAAUGGACAGAGUAGAGAAAGAGAAAGUGCCACCUCCUCCUUCCAGGAAUCUCCCCUCGUCUACCGCGGCCCCGUCCCCUCAUACGUGGACCAGGUCAUGCUCACCGUCGGAGACAACGACCAGGCACUAAUCAAAGUGCUCCUCCGGCAAACCAGGCGCCCCGAGUUGGGCGACAAGUUCUCGUCCAGGCACGGCCAGAAAGGUGUGUGUGGAAUGAUCAUCAAGCAGGAAGACAUGCCGUUCAGCGACCAGGGCAUCUGCCCAGACAUGAUCAUGAACCCGCACGGGUUCCCCUCGCGGAUGACCGUCGGAAAGAUGAUGGAACUCGUGUCGGGCAAGGCCGGCGUGCUCCGGGGCACCUUCGAGUACGGAACGUGCUUUGGCGGCUCGGACCUCUCGGAAAUGUCCAAGAUCUUGGUUUCCAAGGGCUUCAACUACGGCGGGAAGGACAUGCUCUACUCGGGAACCACCGGUGAGGCCCUCCAGGCCUACAUCUUCUUCGGGCCCAUCUACUACCAGAAGUUGAAGCACAUGGUGCUCGACAAGAUGCACGCCAGGGCCAGAGGUCCCCGGGCUGUGCUCACCAGGCAGCCCACCGAGGGUAGGGCGCGGGACGGUGGUCUUCGGCUCGGCGAGAUGGAGCGGGACUGCUUGAUUGCCUACGGAGCGUCUCAGCUCUUGCUUGAGCGGUUGAUGUUGAGCUCCGAUGCCUUUGAUGUCGAUAUUUGCCAGGGCUGCGGCCUUAUGGGCUACAAUGGCUGGUGUCCUAUGUGCAAGAGCAGCCAGAAUGUGGUCAAGAUGACCAUUCCGUAUGCUGCGAAGCUUUUGUUCCAGGAGCUGAUUUCGAUGAACAUAGCACCGCGGUUACAGUUGGGUGAUGUGUUUUAA
Messenger RNA from Brettanomyces bruxellensis, 3495 nucleotides. RefSeq names its product DNA-directed RNA polymerase III core subunit ret1 (gene RET1). The record is from RefSeq and is a predicted model, not a curated record. NCBI's taxonomy places the organism in Eukaryota, Fungi, Ascomycota, Pichiomycetes, Pichiales, Pichiaceae. Gene Ontology annotation, molecular function: DNA binding; DNA-directed RNA polymerase activity; ribonucleoside binding. The transcript has a single exon. Gene Ontology annotation, biological process: DNA-templated transcription. Gene Ontology annotation, cellular component: RNA polymerase III complex. Bases 1 to 3495 code for a protein of 1164 amino acids.